AUGAAUAAUACCUAACUUACAUUGUUGAACGACAACACUAAAAUUGAUAGCAAUGCUUCACCACAAAACAAUAAGAGUGAGUAUAAUUCACCUGAAAGAAUGAGUAAACUCAGCCUUAAAUUGCAUAAUCUAUAAAACAUCAACCCAAACAUUGCAGCAGUUUAACGGAAUGCAACAAUUUAAACAAAUCAUAGCAGUAUGAAAUUUGAUAAUGAUAACACUAAUCACAUGAAUAAAACGGCAAAGAGCAAUCAAAAUGCGAUGUAAAAUAAUCUUCAUCCUAAAACGAAUCUCAGAAAAGAUUCUGAUUAAACUUAAAACAGCUAAAUACACAAAGAAAAAUAAGGUGGUAGUUAAUUGAAUAGAUUUGCAAAUUAUAGACAUAACAUCAUUUAAGAUAGUGGGCAAUAAAAUGAGUAUUAGGACGAUUUCUUGGAAGAAGAUCUAAUUAAGAAAUACUUUUUUCACAGCGACUACUGGCAGACAAUAAAGAAAAAGCAGUAGUUUUUGAAUCUUAAGAGAGAGGGCAUGAAAACUUAAGUUCAAAGCCCCAUUAACAUUGAACGAAUGAUUUAAGAGACCAGGCUGCCAGAGCUUUAAAAAAUUAAAAGUAAAUAAAGGAGAAUAAAGAAAGGGGAGACUGAAUCAAACUAUCGAUUCUCACUAGAAUCUUAAAAUUGGUAUAAUGAAGUAGAUAUGCAAAACAAAUCUCUAGAGAAUCAUGUAGAUGGAGAAAUCUUUAUCCCUAAGACACUGUUAGAUGAGUCAGUAUUGUAAAGCCACUAUAAUUAAUAGAAUCAGAAAAAUGAACCAAAGGCAUUGCAAUCUGCCCAGAAUAGAAGAUCUUCACAUUAAUCCUAGAGAGCAAAGGCUUAAGAAACUCCAUAAGAAUCUUAAAUAAAUAAAAGUCUGCUCGAGAUUGAAUAAAGAUUAGGAUUGAAAAAGAAAAACCCCCUUGAGGAAAUCAAUCAGAUGGUUAAUAUUCGCUAAACUGAGUAAAACAUUGACUUACUCCAAAAAGAAAUCGUUCAUCUUAAUAAUGAAAAACCUUUUAAAAUUUCCCAGAGUAGUAAAAGAUAGCAAUCUACAAUCAUGAAAGGAGCUGAAAGGUAUAUAAUAUCUCCAAGCUAGGAUAGUUAAAUCCAUAUAGAUCCAACUAAUAGAUCAAUAUUUCUAGAUUAUUCUUAAAGACGAUAAAACUCAGAUGAAUCUUAAAGAAUUUAAAGGGGAACUGGAUAAGUAAAGACCAAAGAUAGAUUUUCAGCUAAAGUAAAUGAAUUUUAAAAUUUCUCUCAAGGAUUCACCAUUGGGGAAUCAGUUCUUCUUUAAAGCAAAGAUUUAAGGAAAAGUGGUAUUAAGGGUGGCCACAACUAAGUAUUAAAUUAGCAUUCAGUACAGUUAAGAGACCCAAUCUUAGAGUAGGGAGUUAGACUUUCUAGGAAAUAUUAAUCAGUUAACACAAGCAUGAAGAUCUCACCUGUAAAAUAAUCUAUUGAUAGAAAUUAUGAUUCAUAGCUUGAUUCACCAAUAUCUAUUAAGAGAGAUUUAUUAAAUAGAACAUUAUAAUCAACAAAGAUGAGCUAAGAUCAGUAUAGUAUUAGCAAUAGACUACCUUCAUAGAUGUCUAAUAAGUGUCACGGCCUAAAAGUAUUUGAAACUAAAACAGAUAAGUAAAAACUUAUUGAGAGACUUUUCGAUCAUCCUAAGGAGCUAGUCCUUAAUAAAGCAAAAUCUCUGCAUCAUGAAUAAUAAGAGGAGGAGGAAUUGAUCCAAAAAUAAGAAUAGAAAGUGAAGGAAGAAGUCAAGCAUUUACUUUUAGGAAUUUUAGACUAAAGCUUAACUCCUAGGACAAGCUCGGUACCCUUGAGAAAUCCAGAAAAAGCAGCCAGUCCUACAAUGUAGUUUUAGCCUAUGUACAAUAAAAAUACACCUAAUUUUCUUCAGCUUAUUACUUAGAUAGAUAAAAAAGGAAAUCCUCAUUUUGCAGAUGAAAAUUAGUUCUAGCAAAUAUAGUCUCUUUUUAAUAAGUGGUAUAACUAUAAAGAGCCAGAUAUCUAAGGCAAAGGCAAGAAUGGUAAGAAAGGAUCAAAAGAUGAUGGAGAUGGGAAUGAGUCUUUCUAAUCGUUUUUGGAUUCAGAUUUUAUUGAUGAGGAAAAGCUUUUGAAAGUUGGUUCUGACAGUCUUGACAAUGCUAAAUUUGGCCUUUAUAAUAAAUACCUUAACGUACUUCUCUUAAAGACAGGAGAUCCUUUUGUUGCAUAAUAGUAUUAAAAGUAUCUUAGAAUUAAGAGAAAAGGUCAUGAGCAGAAAAAGUAGAAUUUCUAUUAAAGAAUGCAAAAAGAUAUAUCAAAGAGAAAGUAAGAGGACUCAUAGAGUCAUAUGUUUCUAAUGAAUGAUCAGAAAAGAAACACGAUAUUGAGGUUUGGAACCAACAUUACAAACAACAGUGGUAUAUUUAGUCAAAGAAAUAGUAACAAAGGAGAUUCAACUCCUGUUAAGCAUCUAGCAGCCAGGGGUUCUUUUCUUGGCUUCAGUAGGUAACAAGCUAAUCAACUCUCUAAUAUAAAGGAGCAGCUAUUGAAAUCAAAAGAUUCGCAUGAAUAUAUCCUUCAUGAUGUCCCUGAGAACACCACUGAAGAGUUCGAUAAUAUGGAUAACUCCUCAAGGUCUAAAAGCAGUGUCCCAAGAAUAAACUUCCCUAGUCCGAAUCAUGGAUCAUCAUAAUAAGUCCCAAACAUGAAACCAAGAAUGAGCAGACUGGUAAAUAAAAAUGCCAGUGCUUUAGUUCAAAACCCAUUUGGAUUUAAAAUGUUUAACAAAGCAGGAACACUAAUUGGUAUGAGAUCUAAUAAAAAGAGUCUAAAUCUUAUAGACAAAAAAAUCCAAGAGAUGGAAAAAGAAGUCACAAGUUCUUUAGUUAAUAAUGACAGGCUGAGUAUAAUAAGACAAACACCAGUCAAUUUCAACUUUGGAAGUCUAUGA
Molecule: messenger RNA, 2982 nt
Organism: Stylonychia lemnae
Lineage: Eukaryota; Ciliophora; Spirotrichea; Sporadotrichida; Oxytrichidae
Source: the annotation of a GenBank genome assembly